CCGUUGACUGCUUUGUUUUGUAUCGUGGGCACACAGUAUGUUUCUAGUCAACUCGUUUUAUACUCGUGUAAAGACAGCACGUGGUAUUUGAAAAAUUGUUCAUUUUACUGUUUUUAUUCAAGAUGGGAAAAGAUAAAUCAGGCAAAAAGAAGAGUAAAGUUAGCUUGGAAGGUGGACCUGAGUUAAAGAAAAGAAAAAAUGCUGAGGAAGAAGUUAUUGUUGCAAAGAAACAGAAGAUUGAGACACAUAAUUCAGUGAUUGUGAAGAAGACCAAAGAGAAAGCCAAGAAAGACGAAAAGAAACUACAGUUACAGCAGGAAGAAGUUGUUGUCAAUGGCAAAGCUAAGAAGGACAAAAAGAAAAAGAAGAAUAAUAUAUCAAUGGAGAUUGACAAAGACACUUCGGACAUAGCUAUGGAGGAAAAGCCCAAAGAAAAUGGAAAGAAUAUGCCAGAUGCCAUGAAAAUUAUGAGCAUUGAACGUGACUCAUCAUUGAGCAACUCAGAUGCUUCGGAGAAAAAAGCAACUCAGCAAAAACCCAAGAAAAAAAGUUCCAAAAAGAAAACCCUGUCACAAAAUGACAAUCCAACUCAAACGAAGAAAACUGAUGAAAAGACCUCAUCCAGCUCAGAUGAUUCUGAUUCAAGUGAGGAGAAACCAAAGGUUGCAGUUAAAAAAGGCAAAGAGAAAAAAGCAAUUGUGAAAGAAACACCAAGCAAACAAGAUUCUUCAAGUGACGAUGAUGACGAUGAUGAUGAUUUAUCUGACGAUAAAGUGCCAGCAAAGGCGUCAACAAAAUUUGCUGGAAAGAACACACCUACUGCUGCCACAUUAAAGAAGGUUGCAAAGAAAGGCUCGUCAAGUGAUGACAGUGAUUCAUCUGAUGAAGAAGAUGCAACAGUCAAACCAAAGGGAAAAGCUGCUGCAGUUAAAACAACACCCAAACCUAAAGUAACAAAGAAAGAAUCAUCUAGUGAAGACAAUGAUUCAUCUGAUGAAGAAGAUGCAACAAUGAAAUCAACCCCCAAAACUGCUGCAGUUAAAACAACGCCCAAACCCAAAGAAACAAAGAAAGAAUCAUCUAGUGAUGAUAGUGAUUCAUCUGAUGAAGAAGAAGAAGCAGCCAAAAUUGUUAAACUUGUUAAAGAUGAAAAAUCUGGAAAAGGAGCUAGUGACAAGAAAGCAAAGAAAAAGGAAUCAUCGUCAAGUGAAGAUAGUUCAGAUUCAGAUGAAAAAGAAAGUGAAGUGACAAAGAAAAGUAAAUCUGAGAGUAUAGCAACAGCACUAAAUCCGGAAGCAUCAAAAGAUAGUUCUGAUGAAGAAGAUUCGGAUGACUCAAGCUCUGAUGAUAGCAGUGACGACAGUAAGGCAUCAGAUAAUGAUGUGGCUAAAAAGUCAGCAGAAAAAGGUGGGAAAAGAAAGGCCAAUGAUGACAACAACAACAACUCAGCCAAAAAAGCUAAAAGUGACAAAGAAUCUGAAGAAAAGUUCACAGCUUUUGUUGGUAACGUUUCGUUUGAUGCUACCGAAGAUGAAUUGAAAAAACAUUUCGAAGAAAAUGGUGUUAAUGCUACAGGUGUAAGGUUGUUGACUCAAAGUGAUGGCCGAAUGAGAGGAUUUGGUUAUGCGGACUUCUCAUCGGAAAAAGACUUCAAGAAAGCAAUCAGUCUUUCAGGAUAUGAAUUUUACGGAAGAGAGUUAACCAUCAACGCAGCUAAUAGCAAACCUGGUGGUGAAGGAGGACGAGGCAGUGGCCGUGGAGGUGGAAGAGGACGUGGUGGGGGGCAACGUACCCCGAAAAGAGAACAAAAUCCUCCAUCAAACACCCUUUUUGUGAAAAAUCUUUCGUUUGGAACUACCGAGGACACAUUGUAUGAAUAUUUUGAUGGUGCUUCGAGCAUUAGAAUUAUCACUGAUCGAGAUAGUGGAGAGUCUCGUGGUUUUGGAUACAUUGAGUUUGCUGAAACGGGUUCAGCGAAAGAAGCCAUGAAAACAUGUGAUGGUAAAGAAGUAGACGGAAGACGAUUGUUCCUUGAUUUUGCGGCACCACGUGACUCGCCUGGAGGUGGCGGUGGUGGCCGUGGUGGUAGAGGAGGACGUGGAGCUGGUCGUGGUGGACGCGGAGGUCGAGGCAGAGGACGUGGUGGCUUCAAUAAAUCUCCCGGUGCGAUUAAGAAUAAAGGUUCAAUUCAAGAAUACAAAGGAAAGAAAACAACAUUUGGGGACGAUGAUGAUGAGUAGAUGAUGAUAAGUAGAUGAUGAUAGUGUGGCUGAACCUAUCAAUAUCGUCAUAAGUAACAGCUUCAGAAAGCUAAAUAUUUUAAAAUAACUGUUCUUAGUAUCAGUUCCAUAUCAGUUACCUUUAACUUUACUGCCAUUUUGUCAAAGAGAACUAUUUAGUUGGCAAAAAUAUGACAUUAUCUUAGACUUCGAUUUCAUAACUUACUUUCUAUGACUUGACCAUUGAGAAAGCAAUGUUUAAGAACUUUAGAUUACAUAUGAAUGAAGGCUUUAUACUUGGUCACUGACUUGCGUUCUGAAUGGGAAUGUAUGGCCAGCUUAUACAAAUGAGUAUGUAGUCAUUUUUCAACAUGUUACCUUGUAGACGUUCAUUGUAUAUUAUAUGUUUGAGUAAUACACAA
This is a messenger RNA of Xenia sp. Carnegie-2017, 2641 nucleotides long. RefSeq names its product protein gar2-like. Lineage: Eukaryota; Metazoa; Cnidaria; Anthozoa; Malacalcyonacea; Xeniidae. The coding region runs from base 123 to 2240 and encodes 705 amino acids. Gene Ontology annotation, cellular component: cytosol. The transcript has 9 exons. The record is from RefSeq and is a predicted model, not a curated record. Gene Ontology annotation, molecular function: mRNA binding.